AUGUCUAAAGUGAGAAAGUGUCAACUUUCAAGUGGCAUUAGCUCGUUGCAGGAACUGAAGUUGCCUGUGUAUAAGGCUCACUCACCACAGAUUGGGAUGCGCCGAUACUUCAUUGAUCUCUUGACUGUCCUCAGCAACCGUUGCAAUCUCUGCCCUACAGCCCGGCAUCUCGCUAUCUAUUUAUUGGACCUCUUUAUGGAUCGCUAUGAUAUCACUGUCAAGCAACUGCACAUCAUUUCAUUUGCCUGUCUUCUCCUAGCAAGUAAAUUUGAAGAAAAAGAAGAUAAAGUUCCAAAGUUGGAGCACUUAAAUAACCUGGCAUACCUGUGCAAUGUGAAUGUGGUAUUGAACAAGAAAGAUUUGCUUAGAAUGGAAAUGCUGCUUUUGGAAAACUUCAACUGGAACCUCUGUCUACCAACGCCAGCACACUACAUUGACUACUACCUCUAUGUGUCCAUUGGCGAGAAUGACCUUCACAAUGGCUGGCCGAUCAUCUCGCUGACCAAAAUCAGAGAUUGUCUGGAGAAAUAUGUGUAUUAUUUCCUUGAUUUCUCAGUGCAAGAUCACACUUUCCUCUAUUUUCGUCCAUCUCUAAUUGCUGCAGCUUGUGUGUGUGCCUCACGGAUCUGUAUGCAGAUUUUUCCUGCCUGGACAACACAGCUUGAAUUGCUAACAUGUUAUUCCUGGGAACACCUUGCCCAAUGCAUUGAAAUGAUGCUCAUAUAUUAUGAGAAUGACAUCAAAGAAGCCAGUAACAUAAAAAAGCAAGUAAGAAUUCAACAUCCAGAACAGGAAGCAGUGGGAAACCUAAGUCAUCAAGCCACUACUCAAGUUCUCUUCCAGCAAUCUAGUUAUCACCCCUUAGCCCAGCAUUCAGCUACGCUUUCCCAGUUCCAGUCGCCGGUGCAAGACUUGUGCUCUGCGUAUCGCGACUCCUUGCAGGCCCCCAGGCCCAGCAGUCUGCUUGCUGGCAGUGCUGACAGCUCGCGGCACUCCUGCACGGCUCUUCAGGCCAGCCUUCGGCCAUCUGCCCAGGCUCUGCCCAUCCAAGUGCCCAUCGCUGUGCAGGUGGCACUAGGAACACAGCCCAGACACUGCAUUUCCACAGCUUAUGGCAGUAGUUACUUCAGUGGUCAUCACUCAUGUGCAGCUGGGUGUUUUGAUGGAUAA
Charadrius vociferus (killdeer) is the source of this 1170-nucleotide messenger RNA. RefSeq names its product cyclin J-like (gene CCNJL). Gene Ontology annotation, molecular function: cyclin-dependent protein serine/threonine kinase regulator activity. The record is from RefSeq and is a predicted model, not a curated record. The coding region runs from base 1 to 1170 and encodes 389 amino acids. The transcript has 5 exons. Gene Ontology annotation, cellular component: nucleus; cytoplasm; cyclin-dependent protein kinase holoenzyme complex. NCBI's taxonomy places the organism in Eukaryota, Metazoa, Chordata, Aves, Charadriiformes, Charadriidae. Gene Ontology annotation, biological process: regulation of cyclin-dependent protein serine/threonine kinase activity; mitotic cell cycle phase transition.